Gopherus evgoodei (Goodes thornscrub tortoise) is the source of this 2368-nucleotide messenger RNA. It is a transcript of the gene WNT7A, whose product is annotated as Wnt family member 7A. Gene Ontology annotation, biological process: positive regulation of JNK cascade; canonical Wnt signaling pathway; multicellular organism development. Gene Ontology annotation, molecular function: frizzled binding; cytokine activity. Lineage: Eukaryota; Metazoa; Chordata; Testudines; Testudinidae. The record is from RefSeq and is a predicted model, not a curated record. Gene Ontology annotation, cellular component: extracellular region.
UACAACUUCAGAUCCCCCUUCCCUCCCUGACAGGGCACGAACUACCCAUUAACGAGGGAAGAGUGAGGGGGGAGGGGGAAGAAAGCUUGGAAAACCCUAAACACUGAACUGGUGAAGAGAAAAGAGAAGGAAAAACGGAUCAUCCUAGAGAGAGAUGAAAGCAACGCAGAUCGGUGUAGCCUAGCAUACUAAAGCGUCAAGAGGUUUGCACACCUUUGGGGGUUUCUGCAUAUCUUCACAAGCAUAUUUACUGCGGUGUCUCAUAAGGAAAUUAACCUGUUACACUCGUUCUAGCUGGGACUGUCAUUCAGUAGAGUCUAUGCUCCUUUCCCUGAUCCUUGACUUAAGGAAGGACUGCAGAAGCCCACCUUCCGCUUAGGAGAAUCGGUGGCGCUUCUUUACAAGCAGGUGGUCUGUUUGCGCUUUCUUAUUCCCUUCUCUCCCCUCACCCCCACCUCCCGACUGGACAACUCCCUCCUUUGGAGAACACGCCCAAGUAGCUGAAGAAGAAAGAGAGAGAGAGAAAAAAAAGAAGAGAUAGAUAGUAACAUUGAACCUGAGGGGAGAUCCAGAGCUGCUGCGUGCAGAGAGCAAUCACUGCAGCCUAUACAUUCCCAGCACUAAAGUAUUACGUGUGACAGGCAUACAAAUCCGGAAUAAAAAGAAAAAGAGAGAGAGAGAGACAGACAGACACAGGGUGGGUGAGUGAGAGCUAGAGAGAGAGACCCAGCUGAGGGAUAUGGUGUUUGUCUCUUGGGAUUUACAAACACACACUGUCUGUUCAGAUCACAAGAGGGUUUGUCCGUUUUGUCUGCACUACCUUGACCCGGAGCUACACUGUCUGAGGCAACGAGAAAUUAACCAGCACGAAUAGCAUUAGAGGCAUCAUUUUGCAUGGUGAUCUGAAAAUCAGCAAACAAGGAAUAUGAACAGGAAAACAAGGCGUUGGAUUUUCCAUAUCUUUCUGAGCCUAGGGAUUGUAUAUAUCAAAAUUGGGGGUUUUUCCUCUGUGGUGGCACUGGGGGCCAGCAUCAUCUGUAACAAGAUCCCGGGUUUAGCUCCUAGACAGAGGGCAAUCUGUCAGAGCAGACCCGAUGCUAUCAUAGUGAUCGGAGAAGGGUCUCAAAUGGGAAUCAACGAAUGUCAAUUUCAAUUCCGAAAUGGACGCUGGAAUUGCUCUGCCUUGGGGGAAAGGACGGUCUUUGGAAAAGAGCUGAAAGUGGGUAGCAGAGAAGCAGCAUUCACAUAUGCCAUCAUUGCCGCUGGAGUAGCCCAUGCGAUCACUGCUGCCUGUACCCAGGGAAACCUAAGUGACUGUGGUUGUGAUAAAGAAAACAGGGACAGUACCAUAGAUGAAGGAUGGAAAUGGGGAGGCUGUUCUGCUGACAUCAGAUACGGAAUAGGAUUCGCCAAAGUGUUUGUGGAUGCAAGGGAGAUUAAACAGAACGCAAGGACUCUCAUGAACUUGCACAACAACGAGGCGGGGCGUAAGAUUCUUGAAGAAAACAUGAAAUUAGAGUGCAAGUGCCAUGGAGUUUCAGGAUCUUGUACUACUAAGACAUGCUGGACAACCCUUCCUAAAUUCCGGGAGCUGGGCUACAUCCUUAAGGACAAAUACAAUGAAGCAGUUCAGGUUGAACCGGUGAGGGCAAGUCGCAACAAGCGUCCAACCUUCCUUAAAAUAAAGAAGCCACUGUCCUACCGCAAACCCAUGGAUACAGAUUUAGUGUACAUAGAAAAAUCUCCAAAUUACUGUGAAGAAGACCCUGUCACUGGCAGUGUGGGAACACAGGGCAGAAUGUGCAACAAAACAGCCCAGCAAACCAAUGGCUGUGAUCUGAUGUGUUGUGGUCGAGGUUACAAUACACACCAGUACUCACGAGUGUGGCAGUGCAACUGUAAAUUUCAUUGGUGUUGCUACGUAAAGUGUAAUACGUGCAGUGAAAGAACAGAAGUGUACACCUGUAAAUGAAAGUGUGGCUGGGGAAGGUGACUCUAGAUCCCUAGGAAUGAAUACAUUUGCACAUGAGCUCAACACAACUACUCAAGACUGUAGCAAAGACCUGCUUUCUUCCAAAAGAAAAGCUAAUGAACGGAUCUGUCUUUUCCUCUCAUGUUUCAGUACUUAUGUGGAUACACAUUAAAGACUUGUAUAAAUUAUCCAAAAAACCCCAAAACAAAACAAAAAAACAAGCCACUUGACACACAAAACAGAGAAAAAAAAUAAUCUAAAUGAAUCUGCACCUCCAACGCUUAAUGCAAUGACUGCCUUACGAAAAGAACACCCAGUCAAGUGGAAACAAUUGGAGAGCUUGGCAACUGACUCUUUUGGUUUGGAAAAAAAUGGUUAAAUACACAAGCUACUGUG